CAAGAUACGCUGCGCGAGAAGAAGGUCCAACUGGUGGCCUUCCUGCUCCUUAAGUACCGCGCCAAGGAGCUGACCACAAAGGCAGAGAUGCUGGAGCGGGUCAUCCAGGAUCACCAGGACCACUUCCCUGACAUCCUCAGCUGUGCCUCCUGGUCCUUGCAGCUGACCUUCGGCAUUGACGUAAAGGAAGUAGAUCCCAGCAGGCACUCCUAUGUCCUGGUCCCCACCCUGGGCCUCACCUGGGAUGGGGUGACCGAAGAGCAGCGCCUCCCCAAGACCGGCCUCCUGGCGCUGCUCCUGGGCGUGAUUGUCCUGUGGGGAGGCCGGAUCCCUGAGGAGGAAGUGUGGGAAAUGCUUAGUGCCAGGGGGGUGUACUCCGGGAGGGAGCACUUCGUCUUUGGGGACCCCAGGGAGCUCAUCACCAGGGUCUGGGUGCAGGAACAGUACCUGGAGUACCGGCAGGUUCCCGACAGCAAUCCCGCUCGCUUCCACCUGCUCUGGGGUCUCAGGGCCCAGGCAGAGGCCAGAAAGGUGCAGGUCCUGCUGUUUUUGUUCAGGCUUCUUAGCACACCUAUAGGCCCUUUCCUGUGCCCAUCUGAGGAGGCUAGGACCGAUGAGGAACAGGGUCCCUGAGCAGAGGGGGGCCAGGCCCGGGCCAAGCCCCCGUCAGGCAGGCGCUUCUGCUGGGCAUGCAGUCAGGCCCCUUCUCCCUCUGGCCUAGGAGAGAGAGCAGCCAGUGCUCUAAGGAGCGCAGGUUCUGUGCCACGUGGGCUAGAGCCUCUG
Molecule: messenger RNA, 783 nt
Organism: Manis pentadactyla (Chinese pangolin)
Lineage: Eukaryota; Metazoa; Chordata; Mammalia; Pholidota; Manidae
Product: melanoma-associated antigen 10-like
Exons: 1
Biological process (GO): negative regulation of transcription by RNA polymerase II
Cellular component (GO): nucleus
Source: RefSeq, a predicted model, not a curated record